GGGGACGCGGGGAAGCCGGGCCGCGGGGCCCCGGCGAGUGCGCAUAAAAGCCGCCCCUCGGGGCUCCGGCUUCAUUCCGAGUGGAGCCCGGUGCCGAGCGCAGCAGCUCCGCGGCGGCGGCGGCGGCCUGAGCGCUAGGGCAGCCCGCUCCCCCCGGCCUCUCCUCCCGCGGCCAGCAUGAAGGCCUUCAGCCCCGCGAGGUCCGUGCGGAAAAGCGGCCUCUCGGACCACAGCCUGGGCGUCGCCCGGAGCAAGACCCCGGCGGACGACCCGAUCAGCCUGCUCUACGACAUGAACGACUGCUACUCCAAGCUCAAGGAGCUGGUGCCCAGCAUCCCGCAGAACAAGAAGGUGAGCAAGAUGGAAAUCCUGCAGCACGUCAUCGACUACAUCUUGGACCUGCAGAUCGCCCUGGACUCGCACCCCACCAUUGUCAGCCUGCACCGCCAGCGGCCGGGGCAGAGCCCCGCGGCCCGGACGCCGCUGACCACCCUCAACACGGACAUCAGCAUCCUGUCCUUGCAGGCGUCCGAAUUCCCUUCUGAGUUAAUGUCAAGUGACAGCAAAGCGCUCUGUGGCUGAAUAAACGGUGUUCAUGGCUUUUUUUUUUCUCCUUUGCACAAGAACAACAAAUCCACAGGCUCUUUUUAAGGCGCUGAACUUACUUUCGACCAUUUCUCCAGGAGGAGGACAAGCUGAAUGGACCUUGCUAAAAGCAUGGAGGAAAAUAAGAGUGGCCUCCUUCCCAGCGCGUCCUCUGCCCGGACUGUGGUCUUAGUUAUUUAUGAAAAAGACUUUUAAAUGCCCUUUCCGCAGCUGGAAGGUUUCUUUAUAUACUAUUCCCACCAUGGGGAGCGAAACGUUAAAAUCACAAGGAAUUGCCCAAAUGAAGCAGACUUUGCCUUUUCUCAAAGGUGGAGCGUGAAUACCAGAAGGACCCAGUGUUCAGUUACUUACAUGAAGCCUUUCGGUCAGAAAUUACCUUUUUGACGCAAGCCUACUGAAUGCUGUGUAUAUAUUUAUAUAAAUAUAUAUAUGUUGAGUGAGACCUUGUGAACUCUUUCAUUAGAGUCUUCUUGUAUAGUGGCGGAGAUGUCCAUUUCUGCCUACAGUGUAAUGAUGUACUUAUUCCUGCUAAACUUUUUAUAAAAGUUUAGUUGUAAACUUAACCCUUUUAUACAAAAUAAAUCAAGUGUGUUUAUUGAGUGCUGAUUGCCUGCUUUAUUUCAGAGGACCAGUGCUUUCAUUUUUAGUAUGCUAUGUUAUAACUGAACCCAAGUAAAUACAAGCUGAAGAUUUAUGUACCCUGUAUAAGGUUAUAAUAAAACAUGUCUGA
Molecule: messenger RNA, 1336 nt
Organism: Condylura cristata (star-nosed mole)
Lineage: Eukaryota; Metazoa; Chordata; Mammalia; Eulipotyphla; Talpidae
Gene: ID2
Product: inhibitor of DNA binding 2, dominant negative helix-loop-helix protein
Exons: 3
Coding region: 178-582 (134 amino acids)
Biological process (GO): circadian regulation of gene expression; negative regulation of transcription by RNA polymerase II; cell differentiation
Cellular component (GO): nucleus; cytoplasm
Molecular function (GO): transcription regulator activity; protein dimerization activity
Source: RefSeq, a predicted model, not a curated record